Molecule: messenger RNA, 288 nt
Organism: Prunus armeniaca (apricot)
Lineage: Eukaryota; Viridiplantae; Streptophyta; Magnoliopsida; Rosales; Rosaceae
Source: the annotation of a GenBank genome assembly
AUGGCUUUGACAAACUUCAUACUGACUGUUGCUGGUGUAAGUGCGGUGGUUCUUCUGCUGAGGAGUGAUGUGAAGCAAUCAGCUACCAUCUUCAGGCGCAAUGUCAAACAUAUCCGUAAGUGGCUUGAAGAAGAAUCUGCUAAUGCCCCCAAGAUUUUCUCUCAGAAUCACCAAGGAACUGGAAUCAAAAGUUUCACCAAAGGAGGUCCCCAAGGAGGACAAGCACUAGUGUCGAUAUGGGCAUCCUGGGUUGUUCACAACCGUUGGCUAUUCGUUCCUUUUCUUUAG